Rhipicephalus microplus (southern cattle tick) is the source of this 3744-nucleotide messenger RNA. RefSeq lists its product as uncharacterized. Lineage: Eukaryota; Metazoa; Arthropoda; Arachnida; Ixodida; Ixodidae. The record is from RefSeq and is a predicted model, not a curated record.
CGCCGGAUCGUUGGUGGGUGCAUAUAGGAGGCUAUGGUGGGUGCAAUACGAGUUGGUGGAGCUCCUCAAAACAACUCUUGCGCGUUGUUUUGAGGAGCUCUAUGGCAACAUUACAUGAAUCUGCGGGCACAACAGUGACAUGUCUACUGACGGUAAGCAACGGCGGCCCCCGAAGAAAGCUCAGACUCGAACCAGCGAAUCUGCGUGGCCUAAAAGACGCCGUGAGCAAGUGCCAACUGUUGUCCGUUGAGAUAGACUGCGACAAUGACAGAUUUCAGGUUCUCAACAAGGAGUUCAAUGAAUAUGUUGACCUGCUGAAUGAGGACACCAUUCCUGAUUUGGCCAUCAUACGGACUUUAAAAGCAGGCCAACUGUUUACAACACGCGAGCGUACUGUCCCAGGCAAUGGCCACAGCAAUUCCAAAGAAGCUGCUGAGCAAAGUUUCAGCAUUAUAGCUAGCUGUGAUGAUGACGACAGCGGGAGCAAGUUUACACUACCAGACUUGAGUUUUUUAAAUGCUAGUUUGAACCUCAGCAGCAGCAUCAGUUCCUUUGCCACAGCGAGGAUUGUUGACUCCUUGUUUCAAGAAAUGAUAAAGCACACAAUCUACCCAUCGCGGCGCUUCUAUCACGAUGUUGGGCUUAAACUAGUCGGACUCUACCUUCAACUGGAAGACACAUGCGGCAGUGGCCAUGAUUCCUGGGUCUUGCAUCUAAGAAAUAAAUUUAAAAACGAGCGGCGCAAGCUGCAAGUGGAUCGAGUCAUGAAUGCCAGAGAAAAGUAUGGAGCAGGGUCCAAAAGAAGAGCUGUGGAGGGCAUUGUGCCGGCAGAAAACAAAGUGAAUGGCAUUUUGAUGCAAAGCCUGAAAACCACAGGUGAAGAUGAGACAAGCCUUGCGCAGCAUGAAGCAUGGCUUACAUUAGAAUGGACAAAGCCAGAAAAUGCUGAGCAAGUACGCUGCCGUCUGGGCGUUACGCACCUACAAAGAAUGAAAAGCUUGUGCCAAAUGAAGGCAGUUGAUGCGCUUGAAAAUACCCUUACUUGCUUGAGAUCGAAUGGUUUUUUCAUGACUUCAACCUUUUGGUCAAAAAAGACGGGCUAAAAGCCACCGACGAAGCUUUUGAGAGAAUGCUGAGCCUCAUUCUUAAUGGUACAAUGGUGGCCAGAAGGAAAGGUUUGAAGCAAGUCCUGCAAGUGGAAUUUUCAUAUAUAAGUGCCAGGCGUCGAAAACAUAUCCAAGCUGUACGGGUGUGUGGUCUUCUGGGGAAGGUUCUGAAACAGCCUGAUGCAGUGACACAGCUUUUCGUGCCCUUGGAUGCUGAAGUGCCACUCGCCCCAUGCAUUGUGUUCGAUGGGGUUCCUUCAUGUGGAGCAGACACGGCUUUUUAGAGUGCUGGAUGCCAAACAAGGAAUGGCUGCUGUCAUGGCUGCAUUUUGGAUUUUCGAUGCAACUUACCCAAAAGGCGCAGCAAACCUUCUGUGUGUUUUUGAGCACCUUUUUUUGAAUGUGGAAGUUACCAAACCCAGUUGUGUGACGCGCCGUUUUAUUGCCAGACACAAGGCAGCAUUUUUUACUUAAAUGUAUGCAAUGAGUGUACAUUUCUUGUUUAAUGACAUGUUUUUUUGUUUUCUUUUAUUUUGUUUUUUUUUAAAUAAUUUAAUGUUUUCUAGUCAUUUUUUUGUGUUUUCAAAGUGGGCUUUCCACAAUUUUUCCCCACUUGGAAACUGCUCAUUGUACAUUUUGUUUUUAAUAAUGUCUUUUUGUUACCAUAUUUACUCGAAUGUAACAUGCAUUUUUUCAACAUUUUUGCCUACUUAGGGAACGCUAAAGUCAAAUAACAAUUCAGGUCAGAGUGGAAAGCUCAAGUUUAUGACAUCUAAAAUGACAAUAUUAUCAACAGCAGUGCCCUAUUUACUGAGAAAUUAAAGUAAAUGCAAAGAAUACAUGUACAGCAGCAGGACAUUCUCAAAAUGAUACCGAUAACGUCGGACGAACCACCUAAAAUUAAUCACUAGUAAUCGAUCUAGCUGCACUAAAUAAAGAACCUUCCGUGUAUCAAGGGAGGCAAUAAAAUGCUGCUUAGUUUAGGUUCAUGAAAAAAAGAACCACCAGACGUUAAUAUGGAAAUGGCUCGACUGGUUCAAAAAUUCAAUUUUCGCGUUGUUACACUAGACAGAUCAUGCCAUCUAGCAAGAUGCAGUUGAACCAAAACACCUCUGCGAUCUCGGAGCCAAUGGUAGGAAAUUGAUCAAUGGCUGUUGGUGCUGCCUGUAACUCUCGCUGCUUUCGUUCUGUCUACUAACGUCGGCGAUCAGCGCAGUAAAGCCGGGCAAUGUUGUGCACGGCAUCAGUGACGCUGAGUCGGUUCGUUUUUGUAAGGCGGGUGAUUUGAAGUGCACUAACCCGAUGUAGCCAACGAAAGCGUGAUUUUAUUUCAAAAUAACCUUUCCUUGGCACAAAAGUAACACUACAAGGUUUCUGGACUUCUAUUUCAACAAUCUGCGGUGACUUAAUAGUUGCCUUUAGUGUCCCUUUAAAUUUGACUCUCUAGUUAAGAACAAAUACCGAAAUAACUAUUUUUUCUUCGUGAUCUUAGAGAGAAGUCACUUUUUGCUUAGUCAUAGUUGCAUUACAAUCGAGUAAAUACGGUAAACACAAGUAUCUACGCGAGGUACUGAGUAUUUCUUUCAUUUGUGUAAUGUUUUGCUCUGGUCUUAUCGUUUGCAAUUUUAUUUUUGCUGAUAGUGCUAUGUUCUUGACAUUAAGAAUAUUUUUAUAGUCUUGCCACAUUUCUACAUAUUACAAACUAUUUAUGUUUUGUCUUGUUUAUAGUCAGGAAUCAUCUAAAUAUGAAUGCAAAGAUACAUCACUGUGACAGCCCACAUUGAUUUAAAUGUGCCUGUUUACUGAUCCACAGCAUCAUCUUGCUUGUAUUUACAGUCGGUGCUUCUGUUUUGUUGCAAAACGCCUAUCUACAGUUACGAACGCAGCUGUUAAAUUACAAGCCUUAUAGUUUAGAUAGAUUCCUGUGCUUUUUUUGUAUUCCUAAAUGCGACUAUUGCUCAUAAAGUUUGCUUUCAUACCUACUAUCCUAUUUUACAACAGUAGUUGGGUAGAUAUGGUCGUUAUUCAGUUCACUUUAUAUUAUAAAGUUCAUGUGAUAGUUCAUUGUGAUAUUAAGUGUUACUUUGCACUGUUCGUGCUAAGUUAUAUUCGAAGAAAACAAUGUCUCAGUCAUGAGCUGCUAAAAUGUGUUCAAUUAGUUCAGUGAAAUAUGCUGUAUAUGAAUCAGUGAAAUAUGUUGUUGGCAAGGGCUUAUUACAAGCAUUCUGUGGUGCCCAGCAUGACCCAAUUUGCUUAAUUUUGUAAACAAUAAGAGAUCCAGACAGAGGAGAUCGCAAUAUAGUUCACAUGUCCAUAAUCAAAAUAUUGGGAAAAUAAUGCAUGCUGCACUGCAGUAGUGUUCUUUUUAUGCUUUACUAUACAGUGUGGGUAUGUUGUAUUGAAGCACAUUGAAAUGAAUCACUCAUUAUGAGUGCAAGUAACACCUUUGGUUCAUACUGUGACACACACACCUUGUUUGUUUGGGCUCCAUGACCUCUGUGCAAUGUCUCGUUUGGCAGCAUAUGCAGCGCUGCUCUUCAUGCUUGAAAAAAGUCUUUCAAUAAACCUAAAACUUGUCUAUAAAGCUUUCACAAGUUCAUUGUUUAAUAAAGCUUAACUUCAUGUUUGUACCAUCGGA